AUGCCUUCUUCGCCUGGCGAUUCCCGAUCGCCAUCUUAUCACCAAGGUAACGAUCAGCAACCACUGGACGGCCCACGCUUACAUGUUUACCACGUCCUCAAAAGCAUCGGCUUGGUCACAGCCUACAACUCCUCCAUCGAUGUCAAACUCAUCCUCGCUCAACGACUCGUCCGUGUCUUCGCUUAUGGACUGGUCACCCUCAUCCUCGCAGCAUAUCUAGCAGCACUCAAAAUUUCCGAGACUCAAAUCGGAAUCUUCUUCGGCUUGACACUCGUCGGCGAUCUCGUGAUGGUCAUGGCCUUGACACAGAUCGCCGAUGCUAUCGGCCGCAAAGCCAUACUUAUACUUGGGGCAGUCCUGAUGACGAUGAGUGGCGUGGUCUUCGCUACAUCAGGUAACUACUGGGUGCUCCUAGUAGCAGCAGUCUUCGGGGUUAUUAGCCCGAGCGCCACUGAAGUUGGGCUGUUCAAGAGCAUCGAGGAGUCGGCACUUUUCACCAUUGUAACACAUGACCUGGUCGACAUUCUAUCAUGGUACAGCACUGCGGAGUUCGCAUCCGUUACGGUCGGAUUGAUCAUCAGUGGUGGAAUCAUGGACGAUCUUCAACAGACCCUGGCCUGGGACUUCGUGCCGGCUUGUCGCGCUGUAUUCCUUGUGUAUGCUGGCGUUGGCGUGGUCAAAAUUGUCCUGUCAUCGUGUAUGAGCUGGAAGAUCGAAGCAUGGCAUGACACCAAGCACCAAGAUGGCACUCAUCGGGACUCUGAGCAGGAGGAAGUCUACGAGACUGCUGCUACCAUUCCAGAGCAAGCACCACUUCUACCAUCAGAGCCAAUACCGGUGACGCCCAAGACAUCCGUUCCAGCAAUGAGAGCAGGGACAUCAGUGUUCAGCCUGGACCAAGAAGAAAGACUUGUGCUUCUGAAACUCUGUGCUUUGCUCGCCGUAGACUCAUGCGCUGUCGGACUAUCAUCUGUCCCAUGGCAAACAUAUAUGGUGCGUACACGAUUCGACGUCCCCGACGCCAAGCUCGGUGCCAUCUUCAUGCUGGGCAACGGGUUAGGAGCUGUCGGAACACUCUUCUCGAGCUCACCCGCUCGAAGGCUAGGCAAUCUCAUUACAUUAGCAGUAACAUUGCUGCCAUCAGCAAUCAUCCUCCUCUUCUUCGGUCUCGCAUUCAACCUGCCACUAAUGCUACUACUGAUAGCAAGCGAGUCAUUCCUCUCCCCAAUCUACCUAGCACCACGCAACACUUUCAUAAGCCGCAUACUCACCAGGAGCAAGCGCACAGCGUCAUUAGGCAUCAUUACCAUGGUCAAGCUCUUGACCAAUGCCACCGGCUCGUUCUUCACGGGCUUCUGGGCCGACAGAGAUAUGUUCUGGCUUGCUUUCGUUGUCGCGGGCUCGUUGAAGAUCUUGUAUGUGUUUGGGAUCUUGUAUGCUUUCUUGGCUGUUGAUCGUCGUCUUGCGCACGAGCAGGAGGAGAGGGAGGAUACUGGCAGUGACUGA
Recurvomyces mirabilis is the source of this 1506-nucleotide messenger RNA. RefSeq lists its product as uncharacterized. The record is from RefSeq and is a predicted model, not a curated record. Gene Ontology annotation, molecular function: transmembrane transporter activity. Gene Ontology annotation, cellular component: fungal-type vacuole membrane. Gene Ontology annotation, biological process: transmembrane transport. NCBI's taxonomy places the organism in Eukaryota, Fungi, Ascomycota, Dothideomycetes, Mycosphaerellales, Teratosphaeriaceae. The coding region runs from base 1 to 1506 and encodes 501 amino acids. The transcript has 4 exons.